UAACAACAGAAGGUAGCAUUCAUGUUCUGGGUAAUACCUUUUAUCGUACUUACCAACUAUGUCGCACAUGGAUGGAGGAAGACAACAACUCUUGCACUCAAAUAUUCCUUUCCGAGGCAUACAUAUACCCAUUUGAAUGACACUACUGAUGGACAAACAGUCUAUGGGCUAUCUUCCGCAGUGCACGAAGGCGGAUGCGGAAUAGCUGUAACAAGAAUUACCGGAAAACAAAGUCUAGAAUUGUUGCAACUACUGACAAAGUCAACGGGAACAAAUGCGUCGAACAACACUUUCGAAUGCGAACCCAGAGUGGCAACACUACGAGUACUAUACGACAAGACACAUUCAGCACCCAUAGAUAGAGUCAUCACAAUAUACUUCCCAGCACCCAACUCUUUUACAGGGGAAGAUGUAGUGGAAAUACAUACCCACGGAAGCAGAGCUGUCAUAUCACAAUUGUUUGCAACCAUCAGAGAACUAUCGAAGGAAUAUGGAUUAAAAGUAAGACAAGCGGAAAGAGGAGAAUUUACCAGAAGAGCAUUCUAUAAUGGGAAACUUGACCUAAUACAGGCUGAAGCUAUCAGAGAUGUCAUCAGAGCAGAAACGCAAAUAGAAGUGGAAAACGCAGCAUUAAAGAUAUACGGAAGACUAUCCAAAAUAUACCACACAUGGACUGAUAGGCUCAACCAAAUACUAGGGAUAGUAGAAGCGAAAAUUGAAUUCAAUGAACAGGCGUCAACAGAUUUACAAAAUACAGUAGAAGAUGCUAAUGCACUCGCACGAGAAUUAAAUGAUAUUGCGACACAAGUGAGGAAUCAUAUCAAUGAUAACAGAGCUGAAUUAGUCAGUAUGGGCGCAACAGUUGCAAUAGUAGGACCGCCAAAUGCAGGGAAAAGUUCACUAAUCAACACAAUAUGUGAUAGAAACGUAGCAAUAGUGGCCGACUUACCAGGAACAACAAGGGAUCCUGUGCACGCUAAAUAUGACCUCAAUGGAAUCAAAAUAACACUAGUAGAUACAGCAGGAAUCAGAAUAGUGGAAAGCGAAACUACAGAAAACUCACAUCAAAAGGUGGAAAUGCAAGGAAUUGAAAUGGCAUUGGAAUACAUCAAAGAUGCUAAAGUAGUGCUAUUCCUAUACGAUCAUGAUAAUGAUGAUAUGUCAAAAUAUGCACUAACAAUGACAAUGAAUAAAAUGAGCACACACUCAAAACUUAUAGUAUGCAUUUCAAAAACAGAUCUACUAGAAAACAAAAAAACACAGGCAAUCAUAAGAAAGCUCAAGAAGAAUUACCCACUAAGUAAUGCAGAAGUCAUCCCACUCUCAACAAAAAUAGUAAAUACAGUUGAUGACCUGCUAGACCAUGUACAGCAAACGUUUGAAAAGGAAUACCAAGAAGCCAGAAAACAACCAUUCAUCACAGACGCAAGACAGAAAAAUCAUCUAAUCAACGUCCUAAAGGAAAUUGAAAGAACAUUAGAAGUUAUACAAAGCGGAAACCAUGAGCUAGAAAUAAUAGCAGAAAAUAUAAGAGCCGCAAUAUCGCAAAUCGCAUACAUAGUAGGAGAACAAACAAACGAAGAAUUGCUGGACACCAUCUUCAGAACCUUCUGCGUAGGAAAGUGACAAAAAGGAAAUUUCUCA
Messenger RNA from Babesia bovis T2Bo, 1644 nucleotides. RefSeq names its product putative tRNA modification GTPase TrmE. Gene Ontology annotation, molecular function: protein binding; GTP binding; GTPase activity. Gene Ontology annotation, biological process: tRNA wobble uridine modification; tRNA methylation. Bases 22 to 1626 code for a protein of 534 amino acids. The record is from RefSeq and is a predicted model, not a curated record. Gene Ontology annotation, cellular component: cytoplasm. The transcript is spliced from 7 exons. Lineage: Eukaryota; Apicomplexa; Aconoidasida; Piroplasmida; Babesiidae.